CAGCUCCUGAGUCGAUAGUCAUCCUGAUAGAUACAGCACUUCGGCUCGCCAUAACAAAUUUACCUCCAAAAGCACUCUCAGGAAUGAAGAUUACAGAAAGGUCAUCUUUCAAGCAUCUUGGAGACAUCUGCCCUGCUAUGUGGAGCCCGGGACAUCUAGAGGCCAUCGCUUCACGGACAAUCUUCUUACCUACCAUCAGCCACGCCAUCUCCAAUUCUGUUCAGCAACGUGCACGCUCUUUCUCACUGCGGGAGAAGCUCAAAGAGGUUGCUCGGCAGGAGACGACCACUACUACAUCAGACAGCCCAACAGCCGUUCAAAAGGCCGUAAGUAUCAGGCUUUGGCGUCUUAUGCAACGUCGUCUUCGUGAUCCAUCUGCAGGCAAGGGUCUCAAAUCUAUUCGGAUCAGCGAUACAACAUUACCAAUAUCUGAACCAGAUGACGAGUACGAGAACGUAUUAGACAUUCAGCAUGAGCUUGACACACUCGUCGAUUGGCAGGCCAACGGCUGUCUAGAUUUGGGCGAUAUGGACGCUGAUGAUGACAAUGAUGAUGACUUGCUCGAUGUGGAGUACGAUGAUGAAUGGGAGGAUCUCUUCACAGACACCGAAGUGGAUGCAGAUCUCCUGGAUGAUGAAAUGCUAGACCGUUUCAGUGAUCAGACGUCUGGUGAUCUCUGUCAAGAUCUCGCCGACGAUUUGGAAGAGAUGUUGCAUCUCGACGCGGCGGACGAAGAGAUGGUUGAGGUAGAAGAUUAUGAUUUACUACAUGCAUUAUGA
Aureobasidium pullulans EXF-150 is the source of this 779-nucleotide messenger RNA. RefSeq lists its product as uncharacterized. Bases 84 to 779 code for a protein of 231 amino acids. The record is from RefSeq and is a predicted model, not a curated record. The transcript has 2 exons. NCBI's taxonomy places the organism in Eukaryota, Fungi, Ascomycota, Dothideomycetes, Dothideales, Saccotheciaceae.